This is a messenger RNA of Hirundo rustica (Barn swallow), 902 nucleotides long. RefSeq names its product mitochondrial ribosomal protein S23 (gene MRPS23). Gene Ontology annotation, cellular component: mitochondrion; ribosome. Gene Ontology annotation, molecular function: structural constituent of ribosome. The coding region runs from base 75 to 656 and encodes 193 amino acids. Lineage: Eukaryota; Metazoa; Chordata; Aves; Passeriformes; Hirundinidae. The transcript is spliced from 5 exons. Gene Ontology annotation, biological process: translation. The record is from RefSeq and is a predicted model, not a curated record.
CUGGCGGCCGCCACGGUUCCGGUUCCGUUCCGGUUCCGGGUGUGGGGCAGCCCCGGGCCGGCUCCGGCGGGGCCAUGGCCGCCGUGGGCGGGAGCCGCACGCAGAAGAUCGGGACCGUGUUCAGCCGGGCGCGGAACCUGGUGCGCAUCGGGCUGCUGGAGAAGCCGCUGUGGCUGGACGUGUACGCCGCGUUCCCGCCGCUGCGGGAGCCCGUGUACCGCGUGCCGCGGCCGCGCUACGGGAGCGCCCGGGACCGCAUCGCCCCCAUCUUCUACCGGGAGGACACCGUGCGAGCGAGGUUUUACCAAGUUUAUGGCAAUGGCCCCAGGCCUUUCAACCUGACACAGUUAAACUUCAAAUCGACUUGCCAGAGGUUUGUGGAGAAAUACAAUGAACUGAAGGAAGAGGGGAAAAUUGAAGAGGAGAAAUUGUUUGAAGAAACAGGAAAAGCCCUUUUAGCCAGCGGGAUCAUUUUACAGAGGAGAGGAGUAGAUAAAGUGUCCCAGCAGGAGCAGCAGGGUGCUGGAUCCAGGGAUCCUGCCUUGCAGCUGCAGCUCCACGCUGUGCUGGAGGAGCUGCAGGACAAGAGGAAGGACGGGGAGGAGCAGCCACCAGAGCAGGCAGGGACACAGAAGGAGAGCCCCUGUCCCUCCUGACAGCCCUGCUGAGCUGUGUCACCUGCCAGGAGCCAGCCUCCAGCCCUCUCUGGGGACAUUUCCCUGGGGGUCCUGGUGCCCUCCAGGCUUGUCCAUGUGACACGUUCCCCUCUGUCCAGCUCCACAUGGAUAAAGUCACAGAUAAUCUUGGGGUUUUUUUAGGGCUCACGACUGUUUUCUGAAAUCCAGAUGGAAAAUGCAGAGUGUAAAAGUGGAAAAUUAAAACAUUUUCUUUAAAAACGGGAA